AUGUGCCAAAAACUCGCAAUUUCGCAAGCCAUAAAUGGACGUUCAUUCAAAUUUAUGGUGGAGGUAGCUCUCGACAUUGCUAAACAGUGGCGAUGGAGCAAACAGCUUGCAAAAAUGCUCGCCGACACACUCAAUUGGUGGGAAACCCUCCCCAUCAGUGCCGAGCACUGUCCAUUGAAGGCAUUUGUAAUCAUAAUCCACUUAAUUGUACCUCAUGCUGCUGACAUCGAGCAUUAUUUCUCAGGUCUGGGUGGGGUACAAUCUGUGAAGUGCUGCAACCUAUCAGUUCAGACUUUCGAGUCUCUGAGCAAACUCCGGGCAAGCUACGCAAAUUUCUUGCACAAGGUGGAUCACGAAGCUGGCAAGCCAGCACGUCGCAAACACGCCCAUAUGCACACUCGGCCAGAGCAUGGACUCGACACAGCCUUGGCAGACGAACUUCAAAGGUCGUUUGCAUGGGUGCCACCACUCGCUGGUGCCUCUCGCAACUCAGAUGACGAAUUUCUUGCAGGUCCCGAGUCAAUCACAGAUGAGAAGCUGCUCGAAGAAUUUGACAGAUUUGAAAACGAGAUGCUGGAGUCACGAGGCUUGCAAGAAGGUACUGGCGAAGUCCCAGAUAUUUUCGGGGGAGAUAUUAUUGAUUGGGAUGAGCUGGAGAAAGUCGAUAAAGGAAUUACACCUGCAGGGUUUGUCGAAGAGAUUGAAGUGGUUGGCCGUGGGUCACAAGGCACGGAGGCAGGCUGGAACAUCAAUGCGCUGUUGACAUCAGGGGUGUAGCAUCCAUGCAAUAGCUUAGAUAAUUUUUUUGCUGUUAUCUUACUAGAACACGCAGAAACCCUCAAAACAAUUCUGCCGACUUUUGCCAUUCUGCCAAUUGCCGUUCUGCCGUUUUUUUGGCAGAACUCGCCCCAAAAUACUUCUGCCCCCUACACUA
Molecule: messenger RNA, 934 nt
Organism: Suillus bovinus
Lineage: Eukaryota; Fungi; Basidiomycota; Agaricomycetes; Boletales; Suillaceae
Exons: 2
Coding region: 1-777 (258 amino acids)
Source: RefSeq, a predicted model, not a curated record